Heterobasidion irregulare TC 32-1 is the source of this 1437-nucleotide messenger RNA. RefSeq lists its product as uncharacterized. NCBI's taxonomy places the organism in Eukaryota, Fungi, Basidiomycota, Agaricomycetes, Russulales, Bondarzewiaceae. The coding region runs from base 1 to 1437 and encodes 478 amino acids. The record is from RefSeq and is a predicted model, not a curated record. Gene Ontology annotation, molecular function: DNA binding. The transcript has 3 exons.
AUGGAUUCUCCUACGCGUUCUUUCGAACAUCCGUCGUGGACGGCUCUUUCAACGCGACAAUCCGCUUCGCCUGUAAAUCCACCACCACAGCAAGCACAACCGUCGACCUCCUCUGCACCCGCAAGACGCUUCAAACGGCUUACAGAGCCGGGCCGACAAAUCCUCACAGAUUUCUACGCGAAUGAAACGCACUACCCCUCGUUAGAACAAAAGCACGCAUUGCUCGAUCGACUGCGAGCCGCAGGGGUAGAGUACCAUAUGACCAAUCUGAAUGCGUGGUUUACCAAUCGUCGGAAGAAACAGAGUCCCACGCUCUCUUCGCGCGAUUUAUUGUGGCCCUCGAUCACUCAAGAAAAGGAGAAGAAGAUCCAAACUCUUUUACAUGAUUUUCCUCAACCAUCCAGGGACAUGAUUAACGCUUGGGCUACCGUAGUGUCUGCACAGCCUGAGCACAUCAUUUUGUACAUCCAACACAUGGCGUAUAGCAUGGAACAUCACUUGCCACUCGCCACAACACCCGCGCACCCAGCAACGGCGUCAUUUGCAUCGAUCGUGGCUGCGUCAAAUGCCCACCUGGCUCGCCGACCGUCUGCUCAUUCUUCGCCUUCCUUUGCACUCAGGCCAGUCGACAGUCCGAUGGACAUUGACUCGCCCGAUGACGACUCUCUAGAGGCUGACCCUGCGCAUCUCCCUACCCCUUCCGUAUCCACUUCGCCCGAGCCCGCACCGCGCAGCUCCGCACGACCGCAUCUCACCCCCAUCCAGACAGCAAUGUCCGCCUCACCUACUCCACCCCCGUCGAUGAGCACAAUCAGCUCAUCACCCCAUGGGUACACAAGGCGCGGAUGUUCGCCGACGACGGCACCAACCACCUCGCUCGGCACGCGCGAUCCCAUAUCUCCCGUCUCAGCGAUCACUACGCCGCGCAUUCCGCGCCCGUCGUCAUUCGUGCUCCCGCGGCCCGAGUCGUUCGGGCGUCCGCGUCCAGGCAUGCUCGACUCGCCCGCCGUCUCGGAUCAGCGUACUAACCAGGCUCCUCUGUCGCCCCCUCCCACCGCGACUGUCACCGAGCCACCAACGCCGGUUACAGCUGCAGAUCUUUCGUUGCUCUCCCCGCUCGAGCGCAUCCGCGCCAUGCGCCGCGCGAGCUUCCAGCUGUCGGGCGAUGCGACCUCGUCCCCGAUCCUGCCCCCGUCUAUCUCGCGUGCGGGUGGCUCACACCCCUCGGCCGUGGCCACGACGACGACGACUGCCACCACGUCGACCACUACAUACGUGCCGUUUCUCCCCCCGCUCCCUGCCGAAGCGCCCAAGACCCCUGCGGAAUUCGCGGCAGCUCUCCGGCCCUACGCCGACUAUCAGCAGUCGUUCAUCCGACGCGUCAAGAACGGUGAGCUGCGCGCAUACGGGUUCACGCCUGAGAUGGUUCCGGAGUGA